UCCCCCUCACACAGGCACCCUGGCAUGCCCCCUCCAAGCCUGCCAGAGCUCAGAAUAACCCUGAGAACUACGCAGCAGGAUGGCAAGGGCUCCGCUUGGGGUCCUGCUCCUCUUGGGGCUUCUCGGCAGGGGUGUGGGGAAGAACGAGGAACUGCGUCUUUAUCACCAUCUCUUCAACAACUAUGACCCAGGAAGCCGGCCAGUGCGGGAGCCUGAGGAUACUGUCACCAUCAGCCUCAAGGUCACCCUGACGAAUCUCAUCUCACUGAAUGAAAAAGAGGAGACUCUCACCACUAGCGUCUGGAUUGGAAUCGAUUGGCAGGAUUACCGACUCAACUACAGCAAGGACGACUUUGGGGGUAUAGAAACCCUGCGAGUCCCUUCAGAACUCGUGUGGCUGCCAGAGAUUGUGCUGGAAAACAAUAUUGAUGGCCAGUUCGGAGUGGCCUACGACGCCAACGUGCUCGUCUACGAGGGCGGCUCCGUGAGGUGGCUGCCUCCGGCCAUCUACCGCAGCGUCUGCGCAGUGGAGGUCACCUACUUCCCCUUCGAUUGGCAGAACUGUUCGCUUAUUUUCCGCUCUCAGACGUACAAUGCCGAAGAGGUGGAGUUCACUUUUGCCGUAGACGACGACGGCAAGACCAUCAACAAGAUCGACAUCGAUACAGAGGCCUAUACUGAGAACGGCGAGUGGGCCAUCGACUUCUGCCCGGGGGUGAUCCGCCGCCACCACGGUGGUGCCACCGACGGCCCAGGGGAGACUGACGUCAUCUACUCGCUCAUCAUCCGCCGGAAGCCGCUCUUCUACGUCAUUAACAUCAUCGUGCCCUGUGUGCUCAUCUCGGGCCUGGUGCUGCUCGCCUACUUCCUGCCGGCGCAGGCCGGCGGCCAGAAAUGCACGGUCUCCAUCAACGUCCUGCUCGCCCAGACCGUCUUCUUGUUCCUCAUUGCCCAGAAAAUCCCAGAGACGUCUCUGAGCGUGCCGCUCCUGGGCAGGUUCCUUAUUUUCGUCAUGGUGGUCUCCACGCUCAUUGUCAUGAAUUGCGUCAUCGUGCUCAACGUGUCCCUGCGGACGCCCACCACCCACGCCAUGUCCCCGCGGCUGCGCCACGUUCUCCUGGAGCUGCUGCCGCGCCUCCUGGGCUCCCCGCCGCCCCCCGAGGCCCCCCGGGCCGCCUCGCCCCCAAGGCGGGCGUCGUCGGUGGGCUUAUUGCUCCGCGCGGAGGAGCUGAUACUGAAAAAGCCACGGAGUGAGCUCGUGUUUGAGGGGCAGAGGCACCGGCACGGGACCUGGACGGCUGCCUUCUGCCAGAGCCUGGGCGCCGCCGCCCCCGAGGUCCGCUGCUGUGUGGAUGCCGUGAACUUCGUGGCUGAGAGCACGAGAGAUCAGGAGGCCACCGGCGAGGAAGUGUCCGACUGGGUGCGCAUGGGGAAUGCCCUUGACAACAUCUGCUUCUGGGCCGCUCUGGUGCUUUUCAGCGUGGGCUCCAGCCUCAUCUUCCUCGGGGCCUACUUCAACCGAGUGCCUGAUCUCCCCUACGCGCCGUGUAUCCAGCCUUAGCGCGCACCGACUUCAAUUUCCCACCCAUCUCCAGUAGGAAAUUGAUUUUGAAAAAGUAGGCUGCCGCCACCACGGCAUUA
Messenger RNA from Pan troglodytes (chimpanzee), 1641 nucleotides. It is a transcript of the gene CHRNE, whose product is annotated as cholinergic receptor nicotinic epsilon subunit. Gene Ontology annotation, molecular function: acetylcholine-gated monoatomic cation-selective channel activity; transmembrane signaling receptor activity. NCBI's taxonomy places the organism in Eukaryota, Metazoa, Chordata, Mammalia, Primates, Hominidae. The record is from RefSeq and is a predicted model, not a curated record. Gene Ontology annotation, cellular component: postsynaptic membrane. Bases 80 to 1561 code for a protein of 493 amino acids. Gene Ontology annotation, biological process: monoatomic ion transmembrane transport. The transcript has 12 exons.